AUGCAAUCCAACACCAAUCCAGCCAUCGACACGCGCGUGCCGUAUCGUACAGGAUGGCCAAUCCUUCCCGUUCUUCCGGUAGAAGAAUCCCAUGCGGAAAUAACCACCUAUUUUCGCAACCCAGGAUCCGUAGAAUUGGAGAUCUGCUCCAUUCUGAAAAAACACUCGUUGAACCACCAUGAUUUCGGGCUAUGCCACCGUCUGAACAAAGGCGUCCCACUGGACGGGCAGAGACCAACCAUGCGCAUUAUUUCCGAAAAGGAGACAGACAGCAAGGAGGCAAGAAUCAAGGCAGUUGAAGAGAUCAAGUGUCUCUUUGAACGAGAGAACGCAGACGUCGCGGUCGAAAUUAUCCUCAGUGAAGCGUACGUGGGUUUCGACACAGACAUCAUACUUUCGACCGAACGGGAUCUAAUCCUGCAAUGGAAGAGUCUUUGGACGAAGAUCGAAAAAACGAUUGCGAUUCACGAUUAUUUGACUCUGGACCUCGUCCGCCGUGGAGAACAAAAUCGUCCCACUUUUCUCAUCGGAGCUCGAGACGCGAAUGACGAAUCGUGGUGGUCCACCACACUCCCCAUGCUACGGAAAAUGGUGCCUGCAGAUAUAGAUCUGGAACUCUGCUUCUUGGACUCGGUCGAAUUGACUGGUAGCGCGCGCCGUGACUCUGUGGAUGAUUGUUCUUACCUGUCCAUCGGGGCAUCGUGCGGGAAUAGAGGUGGGACGCGUGCCGGAACGCUGGGCGGAUUUGUGGAGCUAGAAAGAGAUGGCAGGCCCUUGGGGCAAUUUGGGGUCUCAAAUUGCCAUGUAUUGGGCAAGGGCAUUAUACAAGGUGUAUCAGACCUGUCAGUCGUCAGUCCUGCCGAUAAGGAUCACAACAAAGCGGUCAGUGACGCACAGCUUGAUAUCGACAAGAAGUACGAUCGUAUCAAAGACCUCAUCAAGACAAUAACGGAUAUUCCAAGCAAAAUUCCUCUGUUAGAACUCCAAUUGGACCGUCUACAUCUGCGCAUGCGUGAUGCAAUGACGGUACUGCAUCUAAACAGGAGGAUUGGAGAUCUCUUUGCCUGGCAAAUGCAGACAACUAAGAACGAUACCUUCGACGAAAACUAUCGUAAAUUGCUUGAGUCGGAUUCCAUGCACGACGAUACAUACCGCUGGGCGCUUGACUGGUGUCUGGUUCGGUUGGGAAUGCCACAGGAGCGGUGUAUCGACAACAAAGCUCUCAUGCCUGAUGAGAAUGGGAAAUUGGGAAUCUAUGCUCCAGUAACCGAAUACUGCGAGAUGGAUCCCACAGAGAAUUACGAUGUCGUGAAGUAUGGAAGGACUUCAGGCCGCACUCUGGGUGUCGUAUCUGCAGUCCCGUCGGUAGUGAGGCUGACCGCGAAUACAACGGACAAAUUCGGUGCACCGACUUUGUGUCGCAGCAUUGUAGGCAACAAACGCCACACAAAUCUGUUCCUAGAGCCCGGUGAUUCGGGCUCGCUGGUGCUGCUGAAUCGGAGAGGCAAGCGAAACGCGCAGAUCGUUGGACUCGGGUUCGGCCGCAACUACCAGAUAUCGUACAUGCAGCCCAUGGACCUAGUGUUGCGUGCGAUGGAGAAAAAGACCGGGGCCAAGGUUACUAUGCCUACGUUUGCAGGUCUCGCUACAUCAUCUCAGGAUCAAAGAAGGCCAGCAAAUUCAAAGGCUUAGACCAUCUACGCUGGGAGUCUC
Aaosphaeria arxii CBS 175.79 is the source of this 1713-nucleotide messenger RNA. RefSeq lists its product as uncharacterized. Bases 1 to 1692 code for a protein of 563 amino acids. The transcript has a single exon. The record is from RefSeq and is a predicted model, not a curated record. NCBI's taxonomy places the organism in Eukaryota, Fungi, Ascomycota, Dothideomycetes, Pleosporales.